AUGCAUCCCGAGAAAAUCGCGAGCAGAUGUAAACACAGCAUACAUCCUUCUAGUUCACUUCGCACACCCUCGUGCCCUCGAUGCGUCACCUCCACAGCUCAAGCGGACCUUGAGCAGAUUCGAACGGAGUUCGAAGCUGAAGGAGGGGUAAACGCGCCCGCGCGUAUGCGCAAUCAAGCCUGGAAUAUAGCGCGACUUCGAUGGAUCAUGAUAGAGCGUCGAGCAAAGAAGACAAUGGAGUAUGACCGAUUGCGCCAAGAACGAGAAGGAGCUUGGGAAGAAGCGCACCGACAGUACCUGGUCCAAGAACAGCCUUCACUCGAUGGUGUAUCUGAUCCAGCUUGCGAGGUGUGUAUUGCACGGAAGAAGCCUGACUGGUCGUACGCAAAGCCAAUCGUGCCUCUAACAAGAGCGUGGUGGGAGCGAGAGGGCGCGCUUGUGGUUGACCAGAUUAUCAUGCCUGGAACGUCUGAUAAAACGACAAGUAAACAGCGCCCACCAGAAGCGCAGUCGAAGCACCCGUCAUAUCUGCGCGAUCUCAUACAGAGCUAUCGGAGCUUGAGGACUGUCUCUGAUAUCCACAGACGGUCAUGGGAGAACCAUUGCAAAAUCGAUAGAGCUGUCCGCCGAAAGUACGACCUGGAUGACGACUUCGAUAUUCAUCCUGGGUUCUUGGCUCUUCCGAUUCCAGCCUCACAUGCCAGAUACCAUCAUACGCAGACCCAGAACGACUUGUUUGCAGGCGAGCGGCGUGCCAAUAGGCUCAAGCGACGCAAAGAAAACUACAAGCCCUCUCGUAGCUCACUUGCUUUGUCCGAACUGGCUGAUGCCGUAGAUUUGAGCGAGACCGAGCUUGAUAAGUUGAGAUUGGCGGAGGAAGUUGCGAAGCUCCAACGAUUGACGAACGUUGUUGCAACUGAAGUGGGGUUCUUGUAUCUGGUAGGGGACACUGAUCUCUUUAAGAAGUGGAAGGCCGACGUGGAGCAAAGUAAUCUGUCUUUGAUCUACCGAAAAGAGGGGCCGGCUAUGGAGGGACAGUCGGACGGGGAUCACGGUGCAGAGGACGAAGAUGAAGACGAAGAUGAAGACGAAGCGUUUUAG
Molecule: messenger RNA, 1101 nt
Organism: Boeremia exigua
Lineage: Eukaryota; Fungi; Ascomycota; Dothideomycetes; Pleosporales; Didymellaceae
Exons: 1
Coding region: 1-1101 (366 amino acids)
Source: RefSeq, a predicted model, not a curated record